AAAAACUAUUGACGUUUCCAUUUUGGAACAUUGUGUACGAAUGGUACAAAUGUUGCGGCAGUGACGCUUUCCAAGUUGUGAAUAAACCUUGUACUAUUAAAAGUAAAAUAUUUUAAUUUUGGAAAGUUCUGGUUGAUGCGAUGGCAUUGAAAACCUAUGGCGACAAGCCUCUGAGCUUCCAAAUUGAGGAAAAUGGAGAAUAUUUCUGUAUUGGCUCGGAGGUGGGAAAUUAUCUCCGAUUGUUUCGAGGUGUGCUCUACAAGAAAUACCCGGGCAUGGUUCGGCGGAUGUUAUCUCCAGAGGAACGAAAGAAAUUGCUUGACUCCGGUAUUAGUAAUCAGUUUCUAGCAAGUUCGGUGUCUCUACUGAAGGCAAACGAAGUGCAGGAUAUUCUAGAUGGGAACGAUGAAAAAUACAAAGCCGUCUCAGUUACAACAACUGAACCUCCGGCUCCAAGGGAGAGCAAGUCGAGCAAAAAGCAACCACCGUGGGUACCUACAAUGCCAAAUUCCAGUCAUCUGGAUGCUGUUCCACAAGCAACUCCCAUAAACAGAAAUCGUGUUUACAAUAAGAAAAUACGUACAUUCCCGAUGUGUUUCGACGAUACGGAUCCGACGUUGAACGUGGAAAACUCUUCUCAAACGGAAGUCUUGGUUCCAAUCCGAUUGGAUAUGGAAAUUGAGGGACAAAAGCUGCGUGAUACUUUUACUUGGAAUAGAAAUGAGUCAAUGAUAACACCGGAGCAGUUCGCAGAGGUUCUCUGUGAUGAUUUGGACUUGAAUCCAACGCCAUUUGUGCCGGCUAUAGCCGCCGCUAUUCGUCAACAGAUUGAAGCUUAUCCGAGCGAGCCGAUUGUACUCGAGGAAGGUUCCGAUCAACGCGUGCUGGUCAAAUUGAACAUCCACGUUGGAAACACUUCGUUGGUCGACCAGGUCGAAUGGGACAUGGCCCAGAAGGAUAAUAAUCCGGAGGAUUUUGCUAUCAAGCUAUGCGCUGAGCUAGGGUUGGGAGGGGAAUUCGUUACAGCUAUUUCCUACUCGAUUCGUGGUCAGUUGUCUUGGCAUCAGCGAACUUACGCGUUCAGCGAAGCACCGCUUGCCACGGUGGAGGUUCCCUUCAGGACGCCAAGCGAUGCGGAUCAGUGGGCACCAUUCCUGGAGACGCUCACCGAUGCCGAAAUGGAGAAAAAGAUUCGUGAUCAGGAUCGCAACACCAGACGUAUGCGCCGGUUGGCUAACACCUACACGUAGAUAUAAUUUUAAAGUAGAUGGUAAGGUAAACUAAUUUGUGACUUUCUGAGUACAGCAAAAUAUAUAUGUCCGUAUAGUGAUUGAGUAA
Molecule: messenger RNA, 1338 nt
Organism: Toxorhynchites rutilus septentrionalis
Lineage: Eukaryota; Metazoa; Arthropoda; Insecta; Diptera; Culicidae
Gene: Snr1
Product: SWI/SNF-related matrix-associated actin-dependent regulator of chromatin subfamily B member 1
Exons: 2
Coding region: 141-1250 (369 amino acids)
Biological process (GO): chromatin remodeling; regulation of transcription by RNA polymerase II
Cellular component (GO): nucleus; nuclear chromosome
Molecular function (GO): transcription coregulator activity
Source: RefSeq, a predicted model, not a curated record